AUGAGAGCUGUUUCACCUGAAAUUCUUGCAGCUCUCCAGAAAAAUCCAAAAAACAUCAGGAACAUUUGUAUUCUUGCUCAUGUUGAUCAUGGCAAAACUACACUUGCUGAUAGUGUUUUGGCUAGUAAUGGAAUCAUAUCACAGAAAAUGGCUGGGAAGCUUCGAUACAUGGACAGUCGGAAAGAUGAACAAGAAAGAGGCAUUACUAUGAAGUCAAGUUCUGUUGCUGUUCAUUUUCAAAAAGAUGAAGAGCAUUUUUUAAUUAAUCUCAUUGAUUCUCCUGGACAUGCCGACUUUGCUGGAGAAGUUUGUACAGCUGUUAGAUUGUGUGAUGGAGCUAUUGUACUUAUUGAUGUUGUUGAAGGAAUCUGCCCCCAGACAAAAGUAUCUUUACAGCAAGCUUGGAUUGAACACAUUAAACCUUUGCUUGUUUUAAACAAAAUCGACAGACUGAUAACAGAAUGGAAAUUUGCCCCUUUAGAUGCAUAUGCACACCUAGUUCAAAUUUUAGAACAGGUUAAUGCAGUUGUGGGGGAAUUGUUUGCAUCAGAUGUACUUAAAAAGUCCGAAAAUAAACAGUCGGACAAUUGUGAAGCCAAAGAAAAAGAUCAAAUUUUUGAUUGGAGUAGUGGCUUAGAUGAUUCAGAUGAUUCUUCUGUUUAUUUUUCACCUGAGCAAGGGAAUGUUAUUUUUGCGAGUGCUUUGGAUGGUUGGGGCUUUGGAGUUCAUCAUUUUGCUAAAAUGUAUGCUUUAAAACUGGGAGCCAAAGAAGAAUUGCUUAAAAAGACACUUUGGGGUGACUUCUAUCUGAAUGCAAAAGCUAAGCAGAUCAUAAGAGGAGCUCAGGCAAAAGCUAAAAAACCCUUAUUUGUGCAACUUAUUCUUGAAAAUAUUUGGUCUGUAUAUGAAGCAGUUUUAAUUCAAAGGGAUAAAAUUGCAAGUGACAAAAUAGUGAAGUCCUUAAAUUUAGCAAUACCAACAAGAGAUGCAAACCAUAAAGAUCCUAAAGUGUAUUUACAAUCCAUAUUUGGACAAUGGCUGCCUCUGUCAUCUGCUGUCUUAGAAAUGGUAUGCAAUUUUGUUCCCAGUCCUGUACAAUUGGAUGAAGAAAAGGUAGAGCAUCUCAUGUGCUCUAGUGCUCUUAAAUUCAACGCCUUACCUCCUGAGACGCAAGCACUAAAAACAAAUUUUUUGCAAUGCCUUUCGUCCAGUGAUGUUCCUGUUAUUGUUUGUGUCUCCAAAAUGUUCCCUGUGGAAAGGAAAAUGUUGCCUGAAAAUAGGUUAAAACCCCUAACAGCUGAAGAAAUUGCAUUAAGAAGAGAAAAAGCAAGGCAAAAACUUGCUGAAAAAUUAGAAAAUACUCAGCCAGAUAUGACAGAGAAGACUGAUGUUGAUGAAAUAGCAACUUCAUCCGAUACUGCCGUUGAAGAAUUAUCAGACACAGCUUUUAUUGCUUUUGCUCGUGUUUAUAGUGGCACUAUAAGAAAAGGACAGCAACUCUAUGUAUUAGGUCCAAAACAUGAUCCAGCUAAAGCAUUAAAAUUGGAAACACCUAUCAGCGAUAAAAUAACUGUUCAUGAUCUUCAUCCUGAUCAGCAUAUAACGAUUGGAGAAAUUAAAAGCUUGUAUCUUUUAAUGGGUAAGGAGCUCAUUGAACUAAGUGAAGCACCCGCAGGAAAUGUAGUUGGUAUUGGAGGAUUGCAAGACCAUGUACUUAAGUCAGCAACUUUAUCAAGCACAAUCGCAUGUCCAAGUUUUACUGAUCUACAUUCAUCGACAGUUCCCAUUAUAAGAGUUGCAUUAGAACCUGCACACCCAAGGGAAAUGUCGUCUCUUGUGAAAGGUAUGAAACUCCUCAACCAAGCUGAUCCAUGUGUACAAGUAUUCUUGCAAGAAUCUGGAGAACACGUUUUGGUAUCUUCAGGCGAAGUACAUUUGCAAAGAUGCAUUGAUGAUUUAAAGGAACGUUUUGCAAAAAUCGACAUUAAUGUAUCUGCUCCUAUUGUCCCGUUCCGAGAAACAAUAAUUCCACCUCCAAAGGUGGAUAUGGUUAAUGAAAUCAUUGAAGAAAAAUCUCAGCAAAAGAAAUUCGUUAAAGUUGACAAUCAGAAAGAAAGCAACAGUGAAAGGACAGAAUAUAUAAUUUUAAAAACACCUAACAAAAUGUCGUAUGUUCGAAUGCAAGCCAAACCUUUACCCCCAGAUGUUACUAUAUUAUUGGAAUCAAAUUCAAAUUUACUUAAAAUCUUAGAUCAAGCUUAUUACUCAACUGGUUGUGACAAUGAGAGCAUUUUAACAGAAGACACUCUAAAAGCAAUACAGACUCUAAAAAGCAAACUACAAGAAUUGUUGGAUAGUGCUGGUAGUGAAUGGGAAGGUGCUGUAGACCGAAUAUGGUCAUUUGGACCUAGAAGAUGUGGUCCUAAUAUUUUACUGAAUAAAAUUCCUAGUUACAAACGUCCUUCAAUAUGGACUUCAAGGACAUCAGAGUCGGUUUCUGAGACUAUACACUUCAACUAUGACAGCACUUUCAUCAGUGGGUUUCAGCUGGCCACGCUUUGUGGACCUCUGUGUGAUGAACCUAUGAUGGGAGUGUGCUUUGUUGUUGAGGACUGGGGUUUUGAAAAAGACUUUUCAACUGUUGUUGAGAGCGAUGUCGGUCUGAAGACUGAUAUGAGUGUUUGUGAUUCAGUUGAUGUUGCAAGUGAAGCAAAUCCAAAUGUGUCUGACACUGCAAGCAUUGCUUCGAGCGGACCUAGUAGUGUAAAUAGUAUGCCCUUUGGACCAUUCACUGGACAGAUUAUGUCAACUGUGAAAGAAGCUUGCAAAAAGGCAUUUCAAGCUCAACCUCAGCGGUUGAUGGCAGCUGUGUUUAGUUGUAACAUCCAAGUCACUAUGGAGAUGCUAGGUAAGAUGUAUGCAGUGUUGGGUCGUCGUCAUGGGAAAAUCUUACACGCCGACAUGCAGGAAGGUUCGCAGACUUUCCACGUAACUGCUGAAUUGCCUGUUACAGAGAGCUUCGACUUCGCCAACGAAAUCCGCAAACAAACCAGCGGCAUGGCUAUGCCUCAACUCGUCUUCAGCCACUGGGAGGUUGUUGAUGUGGAUCCUUUUUGGUCUCCGCGUACAGAAGAAGAAUACGCUCAUUUUGGGGAGAAAGCUGAUGUUGAGAAUCGAGCUCGCAAGUACAUGAACGCUGUCAGGAGGAGAAAGGGACUUCUCGUGGAUGAAAAAAUCGUAGAGCAUGCAGAAAAGCAAAGAACACUUACCAAAAAUAAAUGAACUUCACUGCUGCCAUCUGUCGGCAAUUCUUCAAAA
Uloborus diversus is the source of this 3318-nucleotide messenger RNA. RefSeq names its product elongation factor-like GTPase 1. Lineage: Eukaryota; Metazoa; Arthropoda; Arachnida; Araneae; Uloboridae. The record is from RefSeq and is a predicted model, not a curated record. The transcript has 22 exons. Gene Ontology annotation, molecular function: ribosome binding; GTPase activity; GTP binding. Bases 1 to 3282 code for a protein of 1093 amino acids. Gene Ontology annotation, cellular component: cytosol; ribonucleoprotein complex. Gene Ontology annotation, biological process: cytosolic ribosome assembly.